Messenger RNA from Vanessa atalanta (red admiral), 3117 nucleotides. RefSeq lists its product as uncharacterized. The record is from RefSeq and is a predicted model, not a curated record. The transcript is spliced from 10 exons. NCBI's taxonomy places the organism in Eukaryota, Metazoa, Arthropoda, Insecta, Lepidoptera, Nymphalidae. Bases 100 to 2619 code for a protein of 839 amino acids.
UAAUAUUACUCUGAUAAACGUAUUAUCAUAUAAAUCCUCAGUAUAGUCUCACGCACGGAUGCUACCGUACGUGCGCACGCGCAGUGCAGUGAAAUAACAAUGAUUAAACUAUGGAUUUGCCUGGCUUUAAUAGCCAUAUCGGGAUGUGGAGGUCUCUCUUAUGAUAACGAUGGAUGGUAUGAUGAUUACUGGUACGAUGAUGUUAUAGAUAAAUCAUUUGAUGACGACAUCAAAGAUCCAGCGAAAAGCACAGCUAUAGAAAAUGAUGGUGUGACAAAAACAUCCCCAGUUUAUGCCGAUGAAGGUAUUAUUGCUGAGAGUAGGGCAGAUAGUGAUGAAAAAAAUAUCAAAUCUGAAGGCAACUUUGACGGUAUAAAUGACUACCAGUUUGAAGAUAAUCGAUCAGACUUGGGAGAAGAAAACUUUAAUAACGACGCUAAAACUACAUUGUCUAGUCAAGAUAAUAACGAUAGUAACAAGGAAACUUUGAAUUAUUCCUCUGAAAAAAUAAAUAACGAUCCAAAGUUGUUAUCAACAGCAGGUCCUGAUAAAGAGGACAAGGGAUUAGAUUAUUCAGCUAAAGGUUCCACACAGAUAACAUAUGAUGAUUUAGCAUAUUCGAGCAAUGACAGUGAGAAAAAGAUCAUCGAAGAAACAAAAACAAUUUUAACUGAAGAUACCGAUAAUGAUUUCGUAGAUUUAAAGUCUGGUGAAAAUAAAGAAACUGACCUUAAUGAAGUUAUUGAAGAAACUAGUAAACUUUUCGAUGAUACUCCAGAUUCGCUCGAAGAGGAUGAAAUUACUGAAGAAGACGUCAAUAAUGGGGGUGAAGAUAAUGAUAAUGAAUCAAAGUCUUUUGAGGAUACAAAUAAUAAAACAGAAGAAACUACUGACGAAGAUACAGUAGACAAUGCUUUUAAUGAUUUAAUGUCUGAUAUAGAUAGACUUCAUGAAACAUGGAGCAAACUAAAAGAUUAUGACGAUGAAAAUGUUCAAUCUUCUGAAAUCGGAGAAGACGGAUCGUAUGAUUACGAAGAAAUAGAUGACGAAAACUUAGAACAAAUAUUUGAUAAUGGCAAAGAAUCAAAAACAGAAAAUGCAGAUAAAGAAAAGGAAAGUGUUGAAGAAAAUGUAUCUGAAAAAUCAUCCCCCGUAACAGAAAGUAAAAUGUCUGAUCCCAUACUUUAUCUUAAUGACGCCUUAAUGGCCAGUGAAGCUGAAAAUAGAAACUUAGUGACAAUCAAAACUACUGAAAAAGUUGCGAGUACUACUAUACCUGAAGAUAAUGAAGAUACUACAACACAACAAGGGUCAAUUUUAAGAACGGAAGCAACGAAAACAGACGAAUUAAAGACAACAGAACGGCUAGAGGACUUGUCUAGUGCAGAAGUGCAUGAACUAAUGCAAGAAUUUAGAUCUGAACAUCUAGAAGAAAUAUUAGAGGCAUCUACUUAUUCGGAAGAAGCAGAAUAUAUCGCACUCACAGUUGAUAAGCCCGUAGUAAUAACAUCACCUAACUAUCCGGAACAUUACCCGACGAAUAAAACUGUAGACUGGAUUAUCUCAGGCGAUGGUAUGGGAAUAGAAUUAAACAUUACUGACUUCGCAAUCAACGGCCAUGUUGGCGACUACUUACUUGUAAAACCAGGAAGGAUUGAUGAAAAAGGAUCUGAUGGUCUCCUGUUCUCAUACGUUCUGCGUACCGAGAGACGGUACCGUUUCCUGGACGUCGACAAGAUGUUUAUACGUUUCGAAGCAAAACAGGCCAUGCAGUUCUUAAGAGGUUUUCGCUUGAGUUUACGGAUGGUUGUCCCUAGACCUGGAGCUCCCUUACCAGAUCCAGAGCCAGAACCGGAACCAGCACCGACUCCAAUAUCGACAUUCACCUUGAAUUUAGGAGGCGUUUCGUUUGAUGACUUCUUAAAUAUCGAGGAACAAUUCAGGCUGAUCAUCGCUGACAUGGCUACGUUGUACAUAAAUUCAAACAAUAUCAACCCUGGCAUAAACACCACAAUAGAAACGACACAAAUAACAAGCAAAGCGCUUUGCUUCCACAACUGGCCAAAAUUCGAGCUUUGCACUGAAGUCAGAUUCGGAGUGCCCGUCGUGUAUGACGACGUCGAUGAUGACGAUGAAGAAAUCGAAGCGAGGUUAAACGAAGAAGACUUGAGGAGCAUGUGGGAAACUUAUUCUCAACGCGAUCCUUUCGCUGUCAGACUCAGGGUUUUAGGCAUAACGGAGUACCAGGUCCCCAACGACCGCGACACGCUGAUCGUGUGGCUCGUAAUCGCCGGUGGGGUCGUCAUUUCCAUGGCGAUGCUGGCCUUUGCACUCUGGAGAUACAGCUGUUUCGCGGAUUACACCAGGAUGCCCUCAUUCAGCGACACAGACAGCGUGAAAGAGAAGCGUAACCUGGAUCUGUAUCCCACACCACACCAGACCCUCCCUCCGCUCUACUCCGAGACCGACUACAAAUGGGCUGAUGCCAAAUACGACGACACUGCUAAAGUGGACGUAGGCGGCUACUCCAACAGGAGUUACAUGCAUAACGACAUCUACGACAUCGACUCUGACGAGGACGCGAUGACGCCUCGCGAUAGGUACACAACAGACGUGUAGCCGUAACUCAUAUGAUUAUAUAUAAUCGAAAUUCCGGCAUCAGCCCACGUGACAUAUACAGUGUUUAAGCAAUACCGAAGGGCGAAGUUAUGCUUUGUAUAGAAAUUAUUCGAGGCUUAGACUAUGAUAUUGUGAUUUUAAACCAUUUGUUGUAUAGACUCCUAUUUGCUUUAUAAUUUUUGAACUAUAAAAAUAUAUUUUAACUUCCUCAAGAAUAUUUCUAAACGAACAAAUUUCAUAUUAUUAAAUACGCGAUAUUAAAACUUAUUUACAAAAAUAUGUCAACUAGAAUAUUAUUUACAUGAUAUAGUAUGUAUACAAGUGUAUUUUAACGGCGAUGUAAAGCAAAUAGGGGUAUAUGAUAUUAAGCCUAAGCUACAUACAUAGGUGUUGUAUACAAUAUAGUGUAUUUAACUUAUACAUAAUUAUACAUAGUGACGAUUAGUUGUAACUUACCUAUUGUUGUGAUUUUUAUUAAAAUAAAAUAAUAGAUUUUAA